Alternaria atra is the source of this 1722-nucleotide messenger RNA. RefSeq lists its product as uncharacterized. Bases 1 to 1722 code for a protein of 573 amino acids. The record is from RefSeq and is a predicted model, not a curated record. NCBI's taxonomy places the organism in Eukaryota, Fungi, Ascomycota, Dothideomycetes, Pleosporales, Pleosporaceae. The transcript is spliced from 4 exons.
AUGUCAGGCAUUGAGAUCGCUGGUCUAGUUUUUGGCAUUGUUCCGAUUGUCGUUGAAAUCCUCAAGUCCUACCGCACGACCAAGGAACGGCUCCACACCUUCAGAAAGUAUGGACAGGUAAUACACGAUGUGCAGUUGCGCUAUCGCGUCGCAGCGACGAGUUUCACCAACGAGUGCCAGCUGCUCCUGCGAACUGUCAUCGAAGACAAGCAUGAGCUUGCUGGCAUGAUAGACGACCCGCAACACGCCGCCUGGCUGGAUCCGACACUCGAGACGCGUUUCCGUACAUUUCUUGAGCGAGAUUGCACCCUCUUCGAGGAGGUUAUCGUCUUGAUCAGGGACGUGUUGCGCGAUACUCAGGCCGCUCUGGGCGAAUGCAACAGGCUGUGCGGUGGUGGUAUGCAGACCACAACAGCCCAGCGACUGUACUCGGCGUUCAACACCUCAUGGAAGGAAAACCAAUACCGUCGAUGGCUCGAUACACUAGACGUGUGGAACAGUAAGCUGAGCAAAUUGCGAAAGCAGCGAUGCAAGCUGCAUAAGCGGCAAGUGGUGCAGGGUAGCUGCCUUGUGCGGAAGGCUGUGCCGCGAAAGUACGGCGAUGUUCGAGCUGCUUCUCAGAGGCUGCACGAGUCUCUGCAAGAUUCCUGGUCAUGCACAAACAUCUCGCAUACUGGACACCAGGCGCGGUUGUCCGUGCAAGCGAAAGCCGAGCAUGGGAAUGUGAGGCUGGACAUGGUUAUCGCGUGCAGAAAGAAAAUGGUGAAGACCGACAAAACGACCCAACCUUCUUCGUCAGCUCCGCCAAUCUGGUUACAUGUUCAAACAAUCACUACGCCUUUAACAGUCACAAAUUUGUCUGUGCCAGCUACGAACAUGACGGACACCUUGCGAAGAUCGAUGCAAGCAAUGCCGCUUGGUGAGUGUCUUUUUCAGAGCAAGGCAACGAAGCGGAAGUCAAAAAGCGUUCGCUUCGAUACAAGUGGCUCGGAAAGCAAACGACGUACCCCAGAGCCCACCAAUGAUGCGCAGAUGAGUCAGACACAAUCCUUCACUACGUUCGAUUUGAAAGCUGCUCAGAGCGCUAUCUUGAGCAUUCAUAGAUCGAAGGGACAGCGCGAAGCAAGAAAAGUCAUGGAACUCCUGCAAAGUCUCCGUACCGUCCAUCAGCUCACACUCGCGCAUCAAUUGGCCGUAGCAGUCCUACAGUUUCAUUCAACCGCUUGGAUCGCACCAGACUGGAGUCUAGAAGAUAUCUCGUAUUUCCGGGACCCAACAAAGCCUACCGCUGAGGCUAUUGAAGAUCAACUGCAAAGGCUUCACCUUAGUACUCAGUUCCCCUUGGCUGGGGCGAGCGCAGCUACUCCGACGAUACAAGAUCAGGAAGACUUGAAAUUUGUAUACGGAAUAAGGAGUUUGCCAUUAGCGAAAUUGGGCAUCGCACUUCUUGAAAUAGGCUGUCAAACCAAGAUUAGCAGCCUCGCGUCUUCUCCCAUGCCUCACGACGUGAUUUGCGCGAGAAGGGUGCUUCUCGACCCACCUCCUGCUAUCAAGUAUCUAGGCGAACGGUAUAUCAAGAUUGCACGGAAAUGCAUUGAAUGCGAUUUCUCCUGCGGCGACGACCUAAGUGACGAGAACGUUCAAAGUGCGGUCUACACCGAAGUUGUUUGUGGACUAGAGAGUAUGCUUCAAGACUUGAAUAAGUUUCUCAAUAUCAAGUAA